Mauremys reevesii (Reeves's turtle) is the source of this 4312-nucleotide messenger RNA. RefSeq names its product chloride channel protein ClC-Kb-like. Gene Ontology annotation, biological process: chloride transport; transmembrane transport. Lineage: Eukaryota; Metazoa; Chordata; Testudines; Geoemydidae. The transcript has 20 exons. Gene Ontology annotation, cellular component: membrane. Bases 1614 to 3713 code for a protein of 699 amino acids. The record is from RefSeq and is a predicted model, not a curated record. Gene Ontology annotation, molecular function: voltage-gated chloride channel activity.
AGCCAGAUAAAUCUCCCCAAAUGCUUUUUCGUAGAGUUGGUCUGUCCUGUCCCUUAUGGACUCUCUCUACUGGAACACUGCAGAGGGCCCCUGAGAUGGGAGCAGAAGUUUUCCUCUAUAUUCCUCUGGCUCUGGCUCUUUCUGUUGUCCCCCUUCCCUGUCCAUACAGAUCCACUGAGAAAUCAGGGGCAUGAGGGUAAGGCCCCUGCCUGCCGCUGACAUGCUGGUGAGGGCACAGAGGUGGUUCCCCAGAUACCCUCAGACAACACCCCUUCUCCUCAGACAGCCCCCCUUCUCCUCUGACAGCCCCUAUUCUCCAUGGAAACCAAGGCUGCCUCAAUUCCCGCCAUUUCCCAACAGACGUCCCAUUGAACACCUGCUCGGGCUGUCCCAAGGCUCUUUACAAGAAACACUGGGAGGUUCCCAGGGUCUGUUGGCCGCCAGCUGCACUCUGACCCAACGGGCAUCCCCCCAAUGAGUCCCGUACAAACACCCAGCAACCGGGGCCAAGCUCGGAUCCCUUGUCUCACUGAGUCCAGCAUGGCAUGGGCGACGCGGUCUCUUUCCCACAUGUAAAGUGGCAAACCAAGGAUUAGGAGGCUCUGCAGACACUGUCAAGGCAAUCUCUGGGGGAGUGAAGGAGUCGUGUUUCCUCUCCCCCUGAGCCCACCAACUUCUGAUGUCCCAUUGGGGUCUCCCUCAAUGCAGCUGCAUGGCCAAUGCAUUUACACGUAGGUCUGUCCCUCACCAACCUCUCAUAGGGUAGCGCCUCCAUCAGGACUGGAGUGUCUGGGGGCUCUUCCCCGGUUUGCACUCCUGCCCCACACCCUGCAGCGCAGCCCCAUGGCCAGUGCUCCUAGAACAUCCGCUGCUGGGGAGCAUGGAAAAGUUUCUGCCCAUCGUGUGGCUCCGAGUAGCCUCCCCGAGAGCUGGCAUUGCCCAUUCCUGACUUCCUGUUUUUCCCCUUGAAAAUAGGUGGGGAAUAUGCUGGGAACAAGCAGCCCAGAGGAAACAUCCCCCAUGCUGGGAGGUCGGGACACUUUCUCCCCCCCCUCCCCCAGCUGACUCCUCCUAGGAGCCCAGGUCUCUGGCUGCAGGAGUCAUGACUCCCCAGUUGCUGCUCCAUGUUGUUCUGUCCAGCUCCCUGUGCUUGGACAGGCUGGGCUUGCAGCGGCUCUCAGCACCCCUACACUGCCCUACCAAUCUCUACAGCACCCCCGGCAGGCCUGGAAAAGUUGGGAGCCCCCCCAGCCAGCACCUUGAGCUGGGAUGUGAAUGGCCGUGAGCGCCUCCCUAUGCCCACGCGCCUGAGCCCUCCCCUAGAGCACCCCCUGCUGGGAGAACCGGAAAUAGAGUAGGUGUGAGAGGCCCCCUCGUUCAGCUUGCUCUGUUGUGCCUCUUGCUGGGGGCAGCUGAGGCUGGCGUGUCUGUGAACUCUUCCACACUCAGCCCUCCUGCUCCGCUCCCUACCGCCCGGCCUGCUGGGGGAGGAGAGAACUAGAGGGGCCGGGAGCUUCCCUCCACCAGCCCAUGGUCCAGCCUCAUGGUGACUCUUCAGGAGCUGGGGGACCAGCAGUGACCUGCUACUCCUGGCCCGGAGCCAUCGCUGGCCCAUGGCGACGGCAGGGUCCUGGAGGGGGCGGAGGGAGCACCAUGCUGCCCAGGAGGAGGCGGAGAGGAUUCUAGUGCUAGAAGAAAGCUGGAGGCCCUGGCCCAGAACACGCAGGACAAUCCGAGGCUGCCUGGAGUGUGUGAAGCGCCAGCUGUUCCGUGUCGGUGAUGACUGGUACUUCCUCUUUUUCCUGGGGGUGAUAAUGGCGCUGAUCAGUUUCGCCAUGGAUUUCACAGUCUCCAGGCUAUCGAACGCACACACGUGGCUUUACCAAGAGCUCGGGGAUCACUUACUGCUGAAGUACCUGUCCUGGACUAUGUACCCGAUUGCCCUGUCCGCCUUCUCCACUGGCUUCUCUCAGAGCAUCACUCCACACUCGGGAGGCUCUGGCAUCCCGGAGCUCAAGACCAUUCUCACCGGAGUCAUGCUGGAGGAGUACCUGGCCAUUAAAAACUUUGGAGCCAAAGUGGUGGGGCUGACCUGCACCCUCGCGUGUGGGAGCACCAUAUUCCUCGGCAAAGUCGGCCCCUUCGUGCACCUCUCCAGCAUGAUCGCAGCGUAUUUAGGAAAGAUCCGAACGUCUGUCGUUGGGGAGUAUGAGAACAAGAGCAAGCAGACGGAGAUGCUGGUGGCAGCCGCUGCUGUUGGAGUCGCGACCGUCUUCGGGGCUCCCAUUAGCGGGGUCCUGUUCAGCAUUGAGGUGAUGUCAUCCCACUUCGCGGUCAGGGACUAUUGGAGGGGCUUCUUCUCUGCCACCUGCGGAGCCUUCAUGUUCCGCCUGCUCGCCGUCUUCAACAGUGAACAAGAAACCAUCACUGCUCUGUUCAAGACCAAUUUUAAGAUUGAUUUCCCAUUUGAUCUCCCAGAGACCUUCUUCUUCAUGGUGCUCGGGGGGAUCUGUGGGAUUCUAAGCUGUGCGUAUCUCUUCUGUCAGCGCUGGCUCCUGGGCUACGUCCGGAGGAACACGGUCACCGCCAAGCUGCUGGCUACAGACAAGCCCAUUUAUUCCUCCCUGGUGGCCCUCCUGCUCGCCUCCAUCACAUUCCCUCCCAGCCUGGGGCACUUCAUGGCAUCCAGGCUCAGCAUGAAGGAGCACCUCACCUCCCUCUUCGACAACCAGACGUGGGGCCUUCUGUCCCAGAACGCAUCGCUGGCCAGGCCUCCUCAAGUCGACCCUGAAAACCUGUGGAUUGAGUGGUGGGAGCCCAGCAUCACCAUCUAUGGCAGCCUGGUGCUCUUCCUGGUGAUGAAGUUCUGGAUGCUGAUCUUGGCCACCACCAUGCCGAUGCCAGCUGGGUACUUCAUGCCGCUCUUUGUAUACGGUGCUGCAAUCGGGCGUUUGGUGGGGGAAGUGGUCGCCUUUCUCUUCCCCCAUGGUAUCCAGUCGGACGGCGUAGUUAACACCAUCACUCCGGGAGGCUACGCACUGGCUGGGGCGGCAGCGUUUUCGGGCUCGGUCACCCACACCCUGUCCACUGCCCUGCUGGCCUUUGAAGUGACCGGGCAGAUCGCCCAUAUCCUGCCCGUCAUCCUGGCCGUGCUGGUUGCCAACGCUAUAGCCCAGAAGUUCCAGCCCUCCUUCUACGACGGCACCAUCAUCGUGAAGAAACUGCCCUAUCUGCCCCGGAUCAGGAGCCGACACAUCGGCUCCUACAGCGUGACCACUCGCCAGUUCAUGAACACCCACUUUGCAGUCCUGGCCAAGGGCGCCAGCUUUGAGGAGGUCCUCAGCGUCGUGACCUCUACCGACGACCUGGAGUACCCCAUUGUGGAGAGCACAGAGUCUUUGAUGCUGGUGGGCAUGGUGCAAAGAACUGAGCUGGUCAGGUACCUCCAGACCCACGAUGAAGCCAAGCCAUCCCCCCAGGAGCCAGGGGAGAAGCCUCGCUCCAGCGGGACGCUGGGGGACGACUGCGCCAUCGAGCCAAUAACUCUCCAGCUGUCACCUUGGACAUCUCUGCACCAGGCUCACAACCUGUUUGAACUGCUGAACCUGCAGCGGGUCUUCGUCACGUCCCUGGGACAGGUCGUCGGGGCCGUCUCUCGGAGCGAGAUGAAGAAGGCGAUUGAAGACCUGGCAAAUCCGAAGACAUUGAAGUGAGCGAUUUGGAGCCUGGGAGAGCAGCCCCUUCCCCCUUCUGUGCAGCGGAGCGUGGGACAGGGGGAUCUCGCUGGGGCCCUGAGAUCUCAGCAGCAGGGGGGUGGUGCUGGCAGGCGUCUCCCCACUUAUUUUUUGUAAAUGGAAAUGGAUUUGAAAACUCCUCCACCCUUCCUGCUCCCCCCGCAAGGAGCCACGGUUGUGAGAGCAGAGGCAACACCUGGACCUCUCUGGCCUGGGGACCCUGCCAGCCGCUGGCAGCCCUCGCCCACCCUGGAGACACGAUAACACAGAGCUACCCAGGGACAAACACCUUGGCCCACAGACUGUCAGCGGAGAGGGCAGGCCCAGGCUGCAGGGUCUAUUGCACUGUGAAAUGUGCAUGCGCCAUCCUGAAUUUAGUGCCUGCUGCCCUCUCGGGGCUGGGCCCAGCGGCCCAGGAGUCUGCUACUUAGCAAGCCCUAGGGGAGAUGCUCCUUGAGCUCAAGGGGUCGGGGCUUGUGCUUCGGGCAGCGAAAGGGCCUGGCUCCUGCCGUGUACAUCUGGGUUUAGACCUGCCUGUGUUGAAUUCUCCUGUAACAUGACGUGCUGCCCUUACUGUG